Closterium sp. NIES-65 is the source of this 1074-nucleotide messenger RNA. The record is from the annotation of a GenBank genome assembly. Lineage: Eukaryota; Viridiplantae; Streptophyta; Zygnematophyceae; Desmidiales; Closteriaceae.
AUGCAGCCCCAGCGACGCCUGCGUGAGUCCCUCACGCCCCAGCAGCUGCGUGAGUGGUACGCUGGUUGGGGCUGUAGGGGUGGCGGCACUACUCCUACUACCACUCCUGCUGCUUCUACUCGUGGUGGCGGCCAGAUGCAGCUCCCGCGACCCUCUCGCGUGUCUCUCACGCCUCGCCAGCUUCGUGAGUGGUACGCUCAGAGUGGAGGGUCUCUCAGUGCUGUUCGCUGCUCUUACGUGAUUCGCACUGGUACUCGGACUGGUAUAGGACCUGUUGCUCUAGCUACUGGUGAGGCUGCUGCUCUGGGUGCUAGUGAGUCUCCUGCUCCAGGUACAGGUGCGGCUGCUGCUCUAGGUGCUAGUGAGUCUGCUUCCUCAGGUGCGGGUGAGGCUGCGCUCUCAGGUACCGCGUUGGCUUCGGCCUCCCUCACCUUUACACUUGACUCUGGGGCUUCUCGCUCCUUCUUUCGGGACCGCACCACACUCACGCCGCUUGGUCGGCCGGUUGCAGUCUCCCUGGCUGACCCCUCUGGGGGUCCUGUCCUCGCUCACUUUUCCACUGUCCUCCCGUGUCCGGCUGCCCCCUCGGGCACCCUGUCUGGCCUGUACCUCCCCUCGUUCUCGACGAACUUGGUGAGUGGUGCAGACCUACGGGAUGCGGGGGUUCACCAGUUCACUCCUGCGAGUCAGCGGGUGACCCACUGCACGGACGCACGCACAGGUCGGCACCUGGCCACGUUCUCGCGUCGGCCGGGGUCGAGCCUCUACACCCUGACCACUGAGUCUCCUCCUGUCCCCGCGUCCGGUCAGGUAGCAGCGUCGGGUCAGGUGUUUGCUGCUGCGUCCAGGUCUGGUCCUGAGUCUGCCCCCUGUUCGUGUCGCCUCCUGUCUCACGAGACUCUCCUGUGGCACCACCGUCUAGGCCACCCCUCCUUGCCCCGUCUUCGGGGCAUGGCUUCCCGUGUCCUUGUCUCUGGUCUUCCCCAGUCUCUCCCUCCCCUUCCUUCGGGACCAGGACCUUCCUGUGUCCCCUGUGUCGAGGGGCGCCUCAGGGCUGCUCCUCACUCCUCCUAG